Messenger RNA from Filobasidium floriforme, 1170 nucleotides. RefSeq lists its product as uncharacterized. Lineage: Eukaryota; Fungi; Basidiomycota; Tremellomycetes; Filobasidiales; Filobasidiaceae. The record is from RefSeq and is a predicted model, not a curated record. The transcript has a single exon. Bases 1 to 1170 code for a protein of 389 amino acids.
AUGUUCUCUGAGGCUUCGUCCCAGUAUACAGAGACCGGCUCAAUCACCUAUCAGGUUUACGCCCGGAGGAAGACCCGUGUCACUCGGGGCGGGUCGCCUGGGAGCAGUAGUCGAUGCGAAAGUCUACACGAGGCGAUCACAGACUCCAAGGUUUUAUCGUUCGUCGUCAAUCCCAGUGGCAAGCAGGUGGGAGAAUAUCAGAUCGAAGAUGGAUUUUCCCUCAAAACCAUGCACGACGCUGUGAGAGAGUCACGUCGUGUUGUGCAGGAACAGCAUGGCGACGUGUACGACCAUCUUGGUAGCGUGCCUCCGGAGUGGACACAACUGGACAAGCAUGAUGAGGAGACCCAACAUGAACAGCACAAGAACGACGACGUCCUCUGGGUCAACAAUGUUUGCGAUCUCUACUUUGCCAAAGUCAAUAUGGCUGCCUGUCAGGUACGCAAAAGUGCAUCAGGAUAUGGCGAGAUUCUUCAGGAGGUUUGUAACGCGCUGGCUCAAGACACCGAUCUGAGGGACUUUUUCGUCCAGUACGAUCCUGAAAGGCCGAACUGGGGUGUCACCUGCUUGGCUUGGUGCAUUCACCUCUCUGUCCGAGGUGAUGACUUUCGGCGGAAACGACUCACUCUCGGUUUGAUCGAGGGACUUGGAAAGUACAUCAGGGUUUCCGCAGAGAGACAACAGGAAGAAGGGACCGAAAUGAGUCUUAAUGUCACGACCGAUUCCGCAAUCAGCUCUCUUCAGCCAUCCUCCACGAUCGGAGAGGCUGUUCCUGCCAGGUCUGGCGUUAUGUUGAACACCGCAAUGGUCAAUGAUGACCCAUUGAAGGCAUGGCUCAGCAUCGUGGCCAACGAAUUCAAGCAGACAAACGCUGCUAAGAAUCUGAGGGGAAUUCCUAGCAAGGGAGAUGAUCCGACCAAGGAGGCUGUAUACCAGCUUCUUUCACACAAGGACGACGAUCGAAGGGAACCUUUCAGUGGCGAGUAUGAGGACGGUCCCGAUACGAGAGAGAUCAUAAUCAUGGCUUAUGCUAUUCGAAGUGGAAGCAAAAUUUUUCCUGUGUCGGAGAAGUCGAAACAUGAAGCGCUAUCCCUCGCGCAAUCAAGCGCGUUCGAGACGAUUGGACAUCGUAGCGGCGACUGUCCGCUCCAGAGUUUCGUAGAUCACUGA